AUGGCGGGACAACAAGUGGAUGUUUUAUUUCGUGAGUUCGGUAAUCCGGAGGAUUAUGAGCUCACCAGUGGGAUAUUGCUACCCGUCACGGAAACUAACUUCACCAUCCAUCCUCAAUACACUCGAAUGGUUCAAGCGGAGCAAUUCUCGGGUUCUCCAAGCGAAGACCCCAUUGAGCAUCUUGAUAGAUUUCUUGAACUUUGUGCCAUGAUACAAACCAACCAAGUUUCUCAAGAAUACAUUCGGAUGCAUCUAUUUCGACAUUCUCUUGCGGGGAGAGCAAAGAAGUGGCUCAAGCAAGUCAAGCCUAAUUCUCUCACAACAUGGAGGGAAAUUGUCCAAGCAUUCUUGAAAAGGUUCAUUUCCGAAGAGAAGACCGUCGAGAUGAGGAGGAAGAUUGCAUCAUUUGAACAAGAGGCGGAUGAAAGCCUUAGUGAAGCUUGGGAGAGGUUCAAAGAGUUGAUAAGGAGGAAUGCACCGAAGAAAGGUGGGAAGUAUGAGUUGGAGAAAGUUGAUCAAUUGCAACAUCAAAUUGAGCUUUUGACAAAAGGGCUUGCAAAGUUGAAUACUAGUGUCAAUAGUGGGGCAAGAUCCUCCCAAGUCAACUCUUUCUCUUGUCAAAAUUGUGGCGGCACUAACCACGAUACAUCUUAUUGUGGAGGUCCCAAGGAGGGGGAUGGAAAAGAAAAGAAGGAAGGAGAAGAGAGGGUGAGUGAAGAUAAAGAAGUUGAAGAAGAGAAGGUUGAUGAGAAAGAGAGAAGUAUGGAGAAAAAGAAGUCUAAGGAUGUGGUGACAUCCUCAACUUCUAGUGAGGCUAGAAAUCUUGAUGGACCGGUUCCUUUUCCCGGUCGACUUGCGGAGAGAAAAUUGAAUGACAAAUUCGCAAAGUUCUUAAGUGUGAUGAAGAACUUAUACAUUAAACUCCCUUUCAUUGAGGUAGUCACACAAAUGCCUUCAUACUCCAAGUUAUUGAAAGACAUUCUCACCAACAAGAGGAAGCUUAAUGAUGAGCUUAUCACUCUUCCCCAUCAACUUAACAUUGAGAUGAUCCCCACAAGGAAAACCAUUCCAUUGGCCGACCGUUCGGUGAAGCUACCUUGUGGUGAGCUUGAAGAUGUCCCUAUUCAAGUUGGGUAUAUCUAUGUGCCUUGUGACUUUGUAGUGAUGGAUAUGGAAGAAGAUGUGGAUACACCUUUGAUUUUGGGCCGUGAAGCUCUUAAGACCUUGGGGGCGGUGAUCAAUUGCAAGAACAAUACCAUUACAUGUGAGGUAGCCGAUGAAAAAAUUUUCUUUGAAUUCUCUAAGCUACUCAAGACCCCCAUAGUUGAGAAGUGA
Molecule: messenger RNA, 1335 nt
Organism: Chenopodium quinoa (quinoa)
Lineage: Eukaryota; Viridiplantae; Streptophyta; Magnoliopsida; Caryophyllales; Amaranthaceae
Exons: 4
Coding region: 1-1335 (444 amino acids)
Source: RefSeq, a predicted model, not a curated record